Opisthorchis viverrini is the source of this 765-nucleotide messenger RNA. RefSeq lists its product as hypothetical. Bases 1 to 765 code for a protein of 254 amino acids. The record is from RefSeq and is a predicted model, not a curated record. Lineage: Eukaryota; Metazoa; Platyhelminthes; Trematoda; Opisthorchiida; Opisthorchiidae. The transcript has 4 exons.
AUGGUCCGUGGGUCGAACCCGACCUUUGCCUCUCGACUUCCUCUUUAUAGAUUUGGGCAACCUGGCAGUAUCCCAGCCCUCGUGCUUCUUUCGGGUGGCAAGGCAGCUAGGCGCCGGAAGGGUAUUACAGCUGAACGGUUUUUUAAGCAAAGCCUUGGAAACUGUCACAUACUUCUGCUAAAGAAUUCUCCAAAGUUCACAGUGAAAUCAGAUACACCGACUUCACUCCUCUCCGGAAUUGGAACGCAAAGUUCGAACCUCUUAUGUCACUUGUGUUCAAAUGUUUUUGACGGUGAAGAGGAUAAAAUAUCGAACGACACAAUAUGCACCCGGAACCCAGCUGAAUCUCUUGCUUAUGAUGUUUCUAAGCAACUGAAUGUGCUGCCCCAGGCCGCCUCACGUUUCAGUCGACAAGGUAUCCGAGAUAUCGCGGUACAUGUAUACGCGCCAUUCUUUAUUUGUAAGAUUGCUGAAAACUGUUUGACUGUCCACGACCGGUUUCACCCCUCUACAGCCUCAUCAGGUAGGCGCAAUCCCCGAGUUUCCACCGUCAUUCUUAUGUUCUACUUGAACCCAAAUUCCACGAAAUUAUUUCAUUCAACCAAAAUGAUGCAAUUCAUUCCACCGCGUUUUCCGGAACACCGUGGGUUCGGUCUGGACACGAAAAUCAACAGCCAGCCCUCUGUUGAUUUGUAUUUGACGGAGAAACAACUCCUUAAAAUGAGCUUGGCGGAAAAACGUGCCUUGAGUCGGAUAAACUCGUGA